Saccharomycodes ludwigii is the source of this 1686-nucleotide messenger RNA. It is a transcript of the gene KRI1, whose product is annotated as Kri1p. Gene Ontology annotation, biological process: endonucleolytic cleavage in ITS1 to separate SSU-rRNA from 5.8S rRNA and LSU-rRNA from tricistronic rRNA transcript (SSU-rRNA, 5.8S rRNA, LSU-rRNA). The transcript has a single exon. The coding region runs from base 1 to 1686 and encodes 561 amino acids. The record is from RefSeq and is a predicted model, not a curated record. Lineage: Eukaryota; Fungi; Ascomycota; Saccharomycetes; Saccharomycodales; Saccharomycodaceae. Gene Ontology annotation, cellular component: 90S preribosome; nucleolus.
AUGCCAAGGAGAAAGUCAAAGAAAUCCGUUGAAAAUCAAACAGUCGAAGAGGAAGAACAAGCUUUCCCUUCUGACGCUUCAUCUACUUCAGAAGAGGAAGAUGAUUUUGGCGAGCUAAUCACAGAAGAAGUUGAAAGUAAUAUUAAUAAAGUUUUAACUGCAAUUAAAUCUAAAGACCCCAGUCUUUUCGAUAGUAAAGUAAAAUUUUUUGAAGAACCAGAAGUUGCCGUCAGUAAAAUGGAGGAACAAAAGCCUAAACACAAACCAAUUUACUUAAAGGAUUACCACAGAAUGAAUUUGUUAUCUGGCACUGCAAAUGAUGAUGAUGAUACUGAGAAUGUGGAAAAACCAAAAACUUAUAUUGAAGAACAAUAUGAAAACAAAAGGGAAAUUUUGGACGAAAUUAAUAAGCAAUUUCAUAACAAUUCAAGUGAUACUAAUGAAUCAGCUGAUGAUGAGGAAGAUUUCUUGACCAAGAAGAAACCAGAGCCAUCUGAAUCCAAAAGGAAAACCGUUGUUUUACCUGAUCCAGAAAAGGAGGGCGAAGAACAUUUUUUGAACGAGUUUUUACAACAACAAGCUUGGAUUCCCAAAAAUGGGGAAAAGACUGCGAAUGGUGUUAUAGUGGAAGGGAUUGAGGACGACGAAGAAUUUGAUAAUGCAGUAGAAAAGUUUGAAAACGCUUAUAAUUUUAGAUAUGAAGAUCCAACUAGUUCAGAAAUCAUAUCUUAUGCUAGAAAUCAAGCUACUUUAAGAAGAUCACAAACAUCUUCUCGUAGAACAAAGAGAGAUUUGCAAAAAGAAGAAAAGACAAAAAAAAAUGACAUCUUUGAUAAGAAAUUACAGAAAAAAAAAUUAGAAAAGAUACAUCAAGUUAAUGAUGUCAUCGAAAACCUACAAAAGGAAUAUGGCCAGAAAAUUAAUCCCGAAUUGGUAGAAAAAAUUACCAACACCUUGAUGCAUGGUGAUUUUGAUAAUUCUUCCUGGGAUGCUGUUAUCGGUGAAUUGUUUAAUGAUGAUUUUUAUAGCGGAAAAGGUAAGCCUGAGUGGGGUCCAGAUGACGAAAUAAUGGGGGAAUUUUAUCAAGAUGACGAGGAAAAAGAGAAUCAAGAACAAGAAGCCACAAUAGAAGAUGAACCUAAAAAAUCACAAAGAAAAUCAAAAUUGGAGGAAAAAAGAGAAAAGAAAAAACAAAAGAAAGAAAUACAGGAUUCUAUAGAUAACGCUAUUGAAAAAAAUAAAUUACUGUUAAUUGAUGAAGUUAGAGAAGAGGAAGAAAAAGAAAACAACGAAAAGAGGGGUAGAUCUAAAAAUAAAGAUACAGAAACAAAAUUCAAGUAUCGAGAAGUCUCUCCAGAAUCUUUUGGUCUAACAACUAAAGAAAUUUUUGCUGCUGACGAUACUGCUUUGAAUGAUUAUGUUAGUCUAAAAAAAUUUGCUCCAUACAGAGCUAAAAACUUAAGAGAUAAAGAUAAGAGAAAGGUAACUAAAUCUAAAAGAGUUAGGGAAUGGAGGAAAAAAGUUUUCAAAAAUGAAGCUGGGUUGACAGAUAAUGACAACAUAAUCUCAUUACCUAUAGAUAGCGAAAAGCAAAGAGAAAACGAUGAAGAUUUAAUAGAACAGCAUGAACAAAAUAAGAAACAUAAAACAGGCAAGAAAAAACAUCGUCAUCAUAAAAAAAAGUGA